GAGGGCGGGUGGCAGGGCGGGCGGCCAGGUGUCUGGGCGGCGGCGACAUGGGCGAGAGAGAGAGGAAGAUGUUGGAGCUGAGGCACCGGGCGGGCGGCGACCUCGGCCCCGGGGCGGCGGCAGCGGCCCGCGAAGGGGACGGCGCUGGCGGCGACCAUGAAGCGGAGAGCACCAGCGACAAAGAAACUGAUAUUGAUGAUAAAUAUGGAGAUUUGGAUUCCAGAACAGAUUCUGACCUUCCAGAAGUUCCACCAUCCUCAGACAGAACCCCUGAAGUGCUUAAGAAAGCUCUGUCUGGCUUAUCUGCAAGGUGGAAAAAUUGGUGGAUUCGUGGAAUUCUUACUCUGACUAUGAUUUCAUUAUUUUUCCUGAUCAUCUACAUGGGAUCAUUUAUGUUGAUGCUCCUUGUGUUGGGCAUCCAGGUGAAAUGCUUCCAUGAAAUUAUUACCAUAGGUUAUAGAGUCUAUCGUUCUUAUGAGCUACCAUGGUUUAGAACACUAAGCUGGUAUUUUUUACUGUGUGUGAACUACUUUUUCUAUGGAGAGACUGUAGCCGAUUAUUUUGCUACAUUUGUUCAAAGAGAAGAGCAGCUUCAGUUCCUUAUCCGCUACCAUCGGUUUAUAUCAUUCGCACUCUAUCUGGCAGGUUUCUGCAUGUUUGUACUGAGCUUAGUGAAGAAACAUUAUCGUCUUCAGUUUUACAUGUUCGCAUGGACUCAUGUCACUUUGCUGAUAACUGUAACUCAGUCUCAUCUUGUCAUCCAAAAUCUGUUUGAAGGCAUGAUAUGGUUUCUUGUUCCAAUAUCAAGUGUUAUCUGCAAUGACAUUACAGCCUACCUUUUUGGAUUCUUCUUUGGAAGAACUCCCUUAAUUAAGCUAUCUCCUAAAAAGACAUGGGAAGGAUUCAUUGGAGGAUUCUUUUCCACAGUUGUCUUUGGAUUCAUUGCUGCCUACAUUUUAGCAAAGUACCAGUACUUUGUUUGUCCAAUUGAAUAUAGAAGUGAAAUAAAUUCAUUUGUAACAGAGUGUGAACCAUCAGAACUUUUCCAACUUCAGACUUAUUCUGUUCCUCCCUUAUUGAAAGGAGUGUUGAGAUGGGAUACAGUGAGCUUGUAUCCAUUCCAGAUACACAGCAUUGCACUUUCAACAUUUGCAUCUUUAAUUGGUCCUUUUGGAGGCUUCUUUGCUAGUGGAUUCAAAAGGGCUUUUAAAAUUAAGGAUUUUGCAAACACCAUUCCUGGACAUGGAGGAAUAAUGGACAGAUUUGACUGUCAGUAUUUGAUGGCAACUUUUGUUCAUGUGUAUAUCACCAGUUUUAUAAGGGGUCCAAAUCCUAGCAAAGUCCUUCAGCAACUGCUGGUGCUUCAGCCGGAGCAACAGUUAAAUAUCUACAAAACUCUGAAAUCUCAUCUCACAGAGAAGGGGCUCCUCCAGCCGUCCCUGAAAUUGUAGCUGUGUCCACGAGGAACUUGAAGCAAUUCUGUAGAAAAGCACUGACAUAUAUUUUGCACCUGCCUAGAAAAAUAUGCAGUAAAUUGAGGUUUUUAAAGACAUGAAUGUUACUUCUCUAAAAUUACUGUGAAUAUUUAAUAAACAUUUGAUCCAAGUAUGAAAUAUAUAACAAAUUGCCUGCAAAAUAUCCUGUAUUUUUUCUAGUGGAGCUCAUGAUAUUGACAAGACAUGCCAUUUCUUACCUUUAGGAUUUCAAAAGAGAAGAACCUCAAAGGUUCUCAAAUGUACUCAUUGAGGAAAUGUUACUGUCAUCAUAGCCAUGUCCAAGUAUUUGCCCCUCCAGUUCAAUAACCCUUGGAGCUAACUUUUAUAAUACAGUAGAAAAUCAAUUUGACUAAUAGAUUCUUGUGUUUUAUUCUGAAAAUAUUUUCUCAAGGAUAACUGUUACUAAGGCAUGGUUAUAUUUAAGAUAGCUAAAAGGGAGUGUUUAAGAUGAGAGCAAAAUGCAGAGGCUUGUCAGAUAUUUGGCUAGCAUGUAACUCAAGGAAAAUCUGCAGAGCAUUCUGUUUUGCCUGAGAUCCUUGCUGUCCCAAACAUUUCUUUGGAAAAAUGAAUUCAGAAUAGCCACGGAUCCAAAUUCAUAAAUAUUUGUUGAUGCCCUUUUAAUUUUCUCUUCAGUUGUAUUGGUCUUAUCAGAGAAACUGACAAGAGAAACAGUGCCCCCCCUUUGGCCCUGGGGGCAGCAUCUACACCAUUUGCUUAUUUCAUGAUCCAUAUUUAGAAUCGUGAAAAAGUCAAUGGUCUUGUGUAAGGAGCAGAAAGGCCAGAAAGCCUUUGCUUUGGUGUAUCUGAUUGCAUUUCUCAUAAAUUAAUCGAAAACUACUGAUGCUGUAGAAACUCUCUCCCUGUUAAUUAUUUAAUUUACUUGUUGCAGCUUCAAGAAAUUUAGUAGUCCUAGCUAAAACUAUAUAGGGAAUAACAGAUAUAUUUAUAAAGAAUGUUACGCUAAUAAAAAAAAAGAAUAAAUAUUUUUGUUUACAUUAGAAUUAAAUUCUAAUCACUUUUGAAUAUGUAAAGUGAAAAGUUGCAUUUAGCCCUGCCAGGGCACUAUGUAAGUAUUCUAUAAAUAGCCUAGUCAUAUGCUCUCUGAUUCCAAAAGAGAGGAUUGGUUGAAUGGAGAGCUAAGAGAUGGACUUCUUAGUCCUACAUUUGUUAGGUUAUUUGUUGUUGUUGAAUGAGUACAAUCAUUGUGCUUUUCAAUAAAAAUUGAGAAUUGGCACUGGAAAAUUCUUUGAUAGGAAGACAAGUCUCAGAAUCAGGCUGCUUGCCAUUUGUUGUUUUCCCUCUGUCUCAUCAAUCACUAAGAGCUAAUUAUAAAAGCACUUUGGAUGUAAAUAAACAUAUGCACAUCUGGUGGACUUUAUAAAGCAAACCUAUGUGUGUAUAGGUGUGUGUGUGCAUCAUGAAGCUUAUGUAUGUUUUAAUGGGUUUUCUCAUACAUGUCUGCAUAUUUAUAGAAAAAAUGAAAUUUGUGAAUUCGUUUGGGGAAAAUCUAGAAGAGGUCAUUAAAUAAUUGCUAGCAGUAAUGAAAAAAUUAGAAGAGAAUCUAAAGAAAUAGCUGCAUUGCAAACACUGAAAUGUAUUAUAAAAUAUAAAGCUUUAAUGGCCUUUUAGAAAUAUAGAUAUGACUUCAAAUUGAGAAUAAAUUCUAUAUGUAAAAACAGUCUUAAUUUUUAUUUUAACAGAGCUAUAAAGAUUCACUUUUUUAGAAUAAUUUUAUAGCAUGUAUCUUAAAAUAGAAUCUAUUUUAACAAAUAAAACCUACCUAUGUGGAUCAUUUUUAUAUUUACACUGUGAAGAAGUAAAUAUUUCAAGAUAGUAAUUGUGAUAGUAAGAACAAAGCUAGGAUCUUCCUUUUCAGCCAUAAUAAUGGCCACUUAUUCUGAAUUUACCUUUUUAAAAAUUAAGUAUUCUAGCCACUGCUUCCUGCCCUCAAAUUUGCUGGUUUACUUUUUAACUCUGGAAGCCAGAAAACUAUUAUUUCUUCCUCUUAGUGAUUCCCCUCGCCUUGGUUCAUGGGUAUGUGUUCCUAUUUAAGAAUGCAGUCAAUAGAAAGGGGUGGGAGGGGGAUCUGCUUUUCCAUUGGUGGCUUUUUUUGAUUUACAUUUUGGUUUUUACAAGGAUGUCGUACCUUGUUUAACAGAAGAUGUAGAAACAACAAUGUAGAUACUGUAUACAGGUGCCGGCUUAUUAUGUAUGUUCUAAUUGGUUGCCUAAAUCUUUUAUGAAAACUGGAUUGGGGGAGAAAUAAAACUUAAAACUGCA
This is a messenger RNA of Monodelphis domestica (gray short-tailed opossum), 3776 nucleotides long. It is a transcript of the gene CDS1, whose product is annotated as CDP-diacylglycerol synthase 1. The record is from RefSeq and is a predicted model, not a curated record. Gene Ontology annotation, cellular component: endoplasmic reticulum membrane. Gene Ontology annotation, molecular function: phosphatidate cytidylyltransferase activity. Lineage: Eukaryota; Metazoa; Chordata; Mammalia; Didelphimorphia; Didelphidae.